Messenger RNA from Saccostrea cuccullata (small rock oyster), 1093 nucleotides. RefSeq names its product serine/arginine repetitive matrix protein 1-like. The record is from RefSeq and is a predicted model, not a curated record. The transcript has 3 exons. The coding region runs from base 189 to 452 and encodes 87 amino acids. NCBI's taxonomy places the organism in Eukaryota, Metazoa, Mollusca, Bivalvia, Ostreida, Ostreidae.
GACGUGCGGGGGGAGAAAAGGGAAACCCCCUAUAUGGAGGAAGAGGAGAGGUAGAGAAGGGUUGUCAUGGUGAAGCCUCGAGAGGACAGGAAGGAAGAGGAGCUAGGAGAGGCCCAACAAAGGGGAAAAACGGGACAAAAGAGGCUUCUGGGAGUGAAUCCGAGGAAUCUCAAACAUCUAAGAAGAAAAUGAAGAAGGAAAAGAAGAAGCACAAGAAACAUAAAAAGCACAAGAAACACAAACACAAGAAGAACAACCCGAAGGGGGCUGAAGGAGAGGAUUCAGACAGCCAAGAAGACCUGGAGGCCCUGGAGAAACGGUUAAGAGAGAGGGCGCUGCAGUCGAUCCAAUCUAAAGAGGAAGUGGAGCGUGAACGACAACUCCGAGAAAAGGCGCUACAGUCAAUGAAACGUCGCAGUGGGCCAGACAGCAGUGAUGACGACUCAGACUGAAGUGAUGUCACCAUGUGAUGUCAUUAUAGAAAAUGAUGCCAUAAUGUACAGUGAUGUCACAAUUGAAAGUGAUGUCACAAUGUGUAAGUAAUGUCACAUUGUAUAGUGAUGUCACAAUGUAAAGUGAUGUCACAAUGGAAAGUGAUGUCACAAUGAGAAGUUAUAAAUGUAGGGUGAAAUCCCAGGUUGAAAUAAAGUCAAAUUCCCAGUGAAUGUGGAAAUCCUAUAACAUUAAAGGAAUAAUUAUUUGAAUUUCUUGCAUCAUAAAAUCAUGAUAACAUUAGUGAAAUUUUUUUUCUUGUUAUGAAAUGUGACAUUGACUGUGUGGGGAUUAACCACAAUUGAGUUAUACAUUAUUACUGAUAAUUUCUUUUAUUAAUAUUUAAACAAUAUUGCAGACUUGAUCAGUGAUUUAAGAAUCCAUUUAGAGUCAUUUUGCUUGUGUCUGUUUAUUCUUAUUUUAGUAUGAGAAAAAUUUGUCAUUCUGCUGAAAGCAUCAUGUUUGGUCUAUGAAAUGCUGUAGAUAUUUUGUGAUUUUUAGCUGAUAAUCUUGUUGACUCUAUAAUGUGUGAGAGUGGAGAAGUGGCUUUCAUUUUGUAGACUUGUAUUGCUUAAAUCUUAAAAACAAACAUGAAAAUACA